AAACACAACAAAUGACAGUUGGCCAGCAGACUGGGUUUGCCGUCGCAUGACACUUUAUUUUAGAGGAUGAAUUUUUAUUUUAAUGAUGUGAAGAACUAGCGGACAGACACAGGGCCGUGUGGGGAGACAUAAAUGAGCAUAAAUCCAUCGUUACGGACGAAGAUCUGGGGAUUAGCCUAGCUUAGCAAAAAUAGGUUUUAUCAACAGACACUGGUUUUGCUUUCCUAAAAGCUCUGUGGAUACCAUGUUUACCCUAUAAGACAUUCAGAUGGCUACUUGACUGAACCCAUUUUCUAACAGGAAAUAUAUUAAACGCUUUUUUAUAUGUGUAAAGGGUCGUUUUUAUCUUGGCAGCACAGACGGGACUUAACUCGCUGUUCAGCUGCUGCUUGUUUAUCUUGAAAACGGAAGAUGACCUGUUGUUUUAAGGUGAUCGUUGUUUCCACCGGGACGCUCCUCGGAGGACUGUGUGCGACUGUAGUCUGAGCUGAUGGGAUCAGGCCGCUGAAAUGGAGGCUGUGAGACCAAAGAAAACAAAAACCAGCGGGAAAUCUCAGUUGGGCAAGAAGCAGAAGCAAGAUGAAGAUAAAAAAUCACAAACUCCAUCUGAUGUCUGCUUUGAGGCAUCCACCUCUGGCUUCACUGAGAUCCCUCUCAGUCUGCCCCCUUGUCCACCUCAGGAGGCCAAAGAGGAGCAGCAGAAUCCUGUCCAAACCAUCGACACAGCAGCACAGCCAUCAGAACUGACCAGAGAGAAACAAGAGACCUCCGAAGCACAGACUGAAAAUAUAUCAGAGUUGACUGAGACUCUAGAGUUAGGUCUGAAUCUGUCAGCAGAGGUGCCAAACAGGGAAGAAAAGGAAGACGAUAGGGUGGAAGGUCAGGGUCCUGAGCUCGAAGCUGCAUCACAAACCAAGAAGUCAGAAAAAGACGUGCAGGUGUGGAAACAACCUUUUGUGACUGCUCAGUUUGGCAACCCAAGUGCUCCAGCGCUGUACCCAUCCCUUCCAGCUCUGGAGGAGGAUUCUGUGAUGCAGAUCUAUGAGAAAGCUGUGAAAAACUGUGCGAGGGAACCUGCAGUGUUGGCACUACCGGAGCAAGAAUCCUCUCCCCUGAGUUUGCAGCCUGUGAAGUCUGUAGCUGAGCUUUCAAAGAGCAAACUGUACCCAGAAUUGCCCAAAACAGCCCCAGAGAUGCAGGCGUUUUCAUUGGAGCAGCUGAGUGUGUGGGAGCCAGGCAAAGGGCUGCAAACUUGGCUCGAAGGUGUUGAGGUUUGUGCUGCCCAGUUCUGUGCUCUGGCCCAUCAGGAGAACCAUGAACUGACAGAACUGCUGCAGAACUACUGGCGCUGCCGCAGACAGCUGAACCAGUCGCACACGCAGCUCCACACUCAGUCUUCUGACUGCAAGAGCACACAGAAUCGCCUCUGGAGCUUCAGAGAUGAACAGCUCACUCUUCAGGGUGUGUGUGCAGACCAGAAUAAGGUUUGUGGGUACCAUCGUUUCCAGCAGGCAGAGUUUAGUCAGAGUGUUCUGGCAGAGCUGCGGGUGCUGUUUGAUGUUUGCAGUGAGCUCCUCCACCAGAAGGUGGUGCUGCAUGCCUAUACUGCUCUGCUGUCCCGGCUGCAGGUCGAAUCCUAUUUGUAUCGCCUACUAAAAGAUUGCUCUGAAAACCAAACCCAGCCUUGUUCUCUCCAGCCUCUAAAAGAGGCCAUCAGCGUCCUUUUUAGCUUCACACGUAGAGUCCUUGAUGACGCACAGUUCCAGACAGAUAUCCAUCAGUGGCUGGAGAGGCUGGUUGUUGUCCUGUUGCGUAUUGGAAGGGCUGGGGAGCACCUUUACCUGCUGUGCCAUCUUCUCUGCUGUCCUGCUGGGGUGGGAAAGUGGGCGGCACCAUUCCUUCAGAUUCAAGUUUUGGGGAACAUUGCUGGAGUGCAACAUUUUAUGCAAGCCUUAGCCAUCUUAAUGUCGCCUGCCAGGCACCGUGCAGAGUUUCUGGGUCAUAUGAAGCCCUGUGAGAGCCAAAGUUCUGCAGCUUCAGGACCUGGGUCUAGCAACUGGACCCUGGUUGAUGAAGGUGGAGAGGAGGACGAGGAUCCAGAGAGCAGCUGGCUGCUGCUCUGUGAGGAAGAUCUGAUCUCCCUGCUGAGCCAGUUCCCCUUCCAGCAGCUCUACUCACACAUGCUGGGAAUGAGCAAACAGGGUUUGUACGAGCCUCAGGCCUGCUCCAGUCAGAAGAUGAUGCGUGUCUUUGCCUUUGCCUCCUCGCUCAUUGAAAUUCUCGCCCUUGGCCUCCAAACCUACAACAGAGCGCGUUACAGGCAACUCGUCAAACGAAUAGGACGCAUCAUCCGAAUGACGGUGUGUUACGUCAGUGACCACUGGGCCCAGUAUGUGAGUGUGACCGGUGCUGGUGGAUCCAGCUCUCAUGUUUACUCCUUAACUCUGGAAAAACUGCAGCUGGAAUACGAUCAUCUCUUCUUUAGAGCUGUUUUACACGUUCUAAGAAACAAAAGGUUGGGCAUAUGGUUGUUUAUGUCUGAAAUGCCCUACGGGACUUUGUCCAGCUCUAUGCUUUGGAAGGUCCUUUAUGUCAUGCAGUGUGCAGAAACAGCAGGACUAGAAACUCUCAACACUAUUGGUGACACACAAUCCUGCAUUCAGGCUCUCAGAGACCUGAAGCACCAGGAGAGAUUUGAGGGGUGGUUGUGUGAAGUGAACAGCUCUGAUGGCAUCUCCCUCCUCACUGCACUGGCACACAUGGCGACACCCACUCAGCACUUUGACCCUGCAUUCAUCACAACCUUAACUUUGCUUAUCUACCAGGUGUCCUAUGUUAGUAUGUCCACCAGAGAAACUUACUCUAAGGUGGGGAGGGAGCUGCUGGCUGCCAUAGCAACAGCCCAUCCCUAUAUCAUGUCUGUGCUCCUGGGGAGAUUGAGAGACACCAUCCAGACUGUGGGAAUGAUGGCACUGUACCUUUGUAAGGAACUUCCUCUGAGUUUGUGGAAGCCGCAGCGAGAGGAAAUAUCCAUGAUUGGAGCCUGGCUGCUCCAGAACCCGCUUUCUGCAGUGGAGAACAGACUGGCUUGUGUUAUCCUGGAGGGUCUGAACUGGGGUUACGCUCAGGACGGUUCUUUGGCGCUGGCUUCUGUCCUCCACAGUGAGGUAGCUCUGCUGGUGGCUGAAUCCUAUCAGAAAUACCUCACAGACAAACCAUACAGUGGCCUCAUAUCCGAGGGAAUUAAACAGGUGUCUUAUCUAGCCAGCGUUCUUCGCCUGGGCGUGUCUCAAGAAGCAUCCUUUAGUCAGUGGGCUUGGCAGCUGUUGCUGAGGCUGAAGCUCCAUGGUAACGCCCAGACCCCCAAAGGAGGCUGGACGGUCCCAGCCUUGGCUUCCAACCCACCUCCAGAACUUACUCAUGCUCCCAGCAUGCACUCUGUUCUCAGGGCUGUAAAAGCUGGCCUCCCGAUUGGUUGCUACCUGUCACUUGCCAUGACAACAGUAGGACACAGUCUGGAAAAUUUCUGCACGGAUGGAGUUGAGUUGUUAAAAAGUCUGAUUCAGUCUCGCUACCUAAGAGCAGCUGUGCGUCUGCUGGAUAACAUCCUGCCACCAACCUACCCUCUGAGCUUCUACCUCCUGAACAACUCUCACUUUGUCAGCUGCAUCCAGCUGUUCUUGCAGUACGACAGUGUAUGUCCUCAAGGUGUGACGCAGCAGGUCACACACCGGGUGGCGCCGCUGCUCACAGGAACCAACUACGGGGACAAUGUCCGUCUGCUCAACAGCGUUAUUCAGAGUCACGUGGUGGAGAGUUCCCGGCCCGAUCGUGUUGGCGCCGCCGCCGUGUUGGAGUUUUGGGUGGGAAUUUUGACUCAGCAGAAUCUGUGGUAUCGUGACAAAACGGUCCUGUUCCUCAUGGAUCAGAUCUGCUGUGCUGCCUUUAUUCACCACCAGCAAGAAUGUGUGCAGAAGCUGAUGUACCAGCAGUAUAAGAAUGCUUUGGGUUACCAUGGAGAUCGGGGUCUGCUCUCCUCCCUGGUUGGCUGGAUUGCUGGAAAUGCCACGCCAUCCUUCAUCGACGGCCAGUCCCUGAGUGGAGAAGUUUGGUUUGCGUGGCUCGUCCUGAACACGGAGGGCAUGUUUGAGGAAGAGUCUCAGCUGAGACGCUGUGUUGAGAAUGAGCUGCUGUCUGAGCCCAGCAUCUCCCCUGAUCAAGCCUUAAAGAAGGCGCAGCAGAAACUGAAGUUGCCUGUAGCCCCGUCUCUGCAGCGCCUCCAGGUGUAUCGAUGGGCUUGUCAAGCCUUGGCCACACCACCAGACCACCCCCUUCUUCCCCUCAUCUGGCAGAAAUUCCUGCAACUCUAUCUCAGACAGCCUGGACCAGAAUACGGACUGGCUGCUGGGGGCUGCAUUGGCAGAAGGUUUUUCCAGGCUUCUUCUCAGGUUGCUUUGCUAAAAGAUCUGAGGCAGAGAAUACAAGAGGUGUCUGAUUUCCACCAUAUAGCCAGCCAGGCUCUCAGGGUACAUCCAUCACCACCUACACCUUCAUCAGAGAGCCAGGACGAUGAAAGCCCCAAUAAUCCCCAACCACCUUACCUCACCUCUCCUCAGCUCCACUCAGAACUUGUUAGGCUGUUUGGUGUGUUUGCUUUGUGGUUGGAUGAUGAGACUCUGCAAAAGCAGGAGGUGUACCUUCCCUCUCUUCCACCAGAGUAUGAGCCUCACAGACUGGCACAGGUCAUGCAGCAGCAGCAGGAACUGUGGCUUGAGUACCUGGACCAGGAGCGUCUGCAGUAUGAUGAGCGAGAGGUGUUGUCUCUAUGGGAGAAGGUGCAAAGUGAGCCAAUGUUCCUGCAGACCCAGAACCUGGGCUUCACUGACUACACCAGCCUGAGCAACGCACGACAGCGCAUCAUGUCCAACCUGGAGAAGCACACUGUUCCCCUUCCAGCUCCUGAGCUCCAGGAGCUUCAGGCUCCAGUGGCUGAGGUUCCCCCUUCCUGCCUCACUGACUCUAAAGCUUCUGCUAAACUUGUACAACAGGACCUCAGGGUUUUACAGGACCAGGCCAGGGUUGCAGUUGCACGUGAAGCACAGCAGGUGGCAAUGGAGCAAGAACUGUUGGAGGGCCUUCCUUUGCUCUUCAAGAACCGACCAGAGCAAGUUAACAUGGCCCUGGAGUGUAAAGGAAAGGGCGGGCAGCUGUGUCAGGGAGCCGCAAACAUCACUGUCACUUGUGAGCGUGUCCAGAGACAGGAGGCGGUGCACAACCAGAUAACAUCACUGCGUAGAGACAUCAAGAUGCUGCAGACUGAUGCUAUGGCUCCUCCACCUCAGAGCCUGGCCCAAGCGGCAGUCCACACUGAGAACUUCAUCACGGCUCUGGUGAAUAUUUAUACAGUACAGCAAUCUCCAGCGGUGCUGCAAGUUGGUGUGUCCGCCUUUUACCAGGUGGUCUCUUUUGUGUGUGAGGACACCCUUCGACACCCUCCAACACGGCAAUAUCUCUCAUCAUGUGUGGAGAUACUUGGACAGGUUUUUAUCCAGGGCAAUGCAAAAGAGUGUGGUCGUGUCCUGAAAACCAUCCUCGAGCAGAGGCUCCUUUGUCCCCUCAUUUCCCCUUUCUUCACUCCAAACGCAGCCCCUGAUCAGUUUGUCUUCCUCUACCAAGACGUGGUGACGUCCCUUCACCUCGACACUGCUGAUGUCAUUUUCAUGCUACUCACUAAGUUCGACUUGUCCCACUGGUUAAACGAGGCUCAUCCUGUGUUUUCGGAGAGGACUCGUUUGCUGGAGCUUGUCCACGGAGCUCUGUGUGUCUGCGGCCGAGACCCUGAGCCAGAACUUCUCACGCCUUUGCACCUCUUUGCCAAACACUGGACCUUGCUUUUACGCCACCAUUUUCCCGACCAUUACAGUGACUGUCUGCGUCUGCUAAUGACCAGUUCUGCAGACCAGCUGCUGAGUCCAGAGUGCUGGAAAGUGACGCUGCGAGUGCUGGGCUGCUUACCUCCAUCCCGCAGCACUAAGAGCAAACCUGAACAGUCGUUCAGCUCUGCAGUCGGAGCCCCAGCUUCUCCUCAUAGAUCCCCCAUUAGCCUCUCUCCUCAGCAGAUGGAGGAGACAGUCAACUGGCUGAGUGACUACUUUUUGCGAAGUCGCCUCAGUAAGGCCGACCUCCGCAGCUUUGGCCUCUACUCUGCCUGGGUUCCCUACAUGAGCGAGGUUGUUACCUUCUGGGAACAUCUGAUAGGUUGCCUUAUAAACACACAGGUCAGCAGCUGCACCAGAGAGCCAGUAGGCGGCAGCAAAGUAAUCAAAGCCCUGCAGGAUUUGCACAGUAAGCUUGUGAAGUUGUUUAAGCCGUGGAUCUUUCCUCUGGACACGACUGAUGGAGGUAACGCGAGGUGUUACCCCUGGCUGGAGACCGAUGCAAGUGCAGCAGGAUGUCUGGUCAGUCUGUACGUUCAGCUCACAGAAACACUUCAUCAGAAAUUCAGGGAGCGCCUGCUGCCUGGUCAGAGAGGUGCUCUGUGGCUUUGUUUAAUGCAGUACUGUGAGAGCUGCACCUCCCCCCGUACACCUGAGUAUCUGCUGUACCUGUACCACACACACCUCCGCAGCCUGCCCUGGAGACACCUGCAUCCUGACACUAAGCUCAUGGAGCAUCUUUUCAAUGUGGAGAGAGGAAGUCCCAAGAGCUGCUUCCUUUUUAUGGGUGAACUGAUGUGUGAAGUAAACUGGAUCAGUGUUUUAAGCAACCACUUAGAAACGCCUCCCAGCGCUACAGCAUACCCGGCUCUGUCAGGUGUGGUCAUGCAGAAGGACUUGCACACCAUGUUGGUCUAUGUGUUAUACAUGCUGGUGUUUCUGACCAAAGAAGAUGAGCUCCUCAGUAAACAAGACUCCCCUCUGCUCAGUCUGCUGGUUCAGUGCACCUCUCUGCCCUGGUACCAACUGGAUCUGUCUUCGUACCAAGGCAUUCUGGAAUAUGUAGCCACCCACUAUCCACCAUCUCUGGUGCUCAGUGCUGAUUCUGCCCCACAGCUGCUCCUGAAAUUACUUCGUAGUGCUGCGGGGCUCCAUCCACAUCCCAGUGAGGCUCCUCACCAGGAGGAGACUCUGAAGGCCGGAUGCUACGUCUCAUGGUCUGUGAAGUCACUGGUGACACUGGAACAAGGAGGUGGGAUCAAUCUUAGCAGCCUGGAGGCUCAGCUAGAGACACUUCUGGAAACCGUUGUUACAUUCAACCCACCAGAGGUGGGUUUAGAGCAGAGGCACAUGGCGUUCUGCGGUCUUUUCAGCAACGCCUUGACUUUGCUCAAUGGAGUGGGGGUGUCAGCAGGUGAGGCGCUGGCUGCUUACGUCAUUACCUGGCUGGACAGGAAGGGGAGGGGCUGUCCGAUUCUGCCUUUGCUCACAGCCUGCUCCCAGUGUCUUGCAUCAGUGCGACACAUGACGCGCAUCAUGGAGGCAUGCAUUACAGCAUACUUCAACCAUGCUGAGGAAGAGUCUGUAGGUUGGGGCCCUGUGUUGGUGUCGCUACAGGUGCCUGAGCUCACAAUGGAUGACUUCCUCUCUGAAAGCCAAUCAGGAGGCAGCUUCCUGACGCUCUAUGCCUUCAUCUUGCAACGCCUCAAUAGCGAAUACACAGCAGCCAAUGAGAGGAGGAUCCUGGCUCUCAUUAACACAUGGACCAUGCAGGUCUUCCCCAGCGGUCCAGGUGAUGAAGCUAAGCUGUUCCUUUGGUGGCACAAAGCUCUGAACCUGUCUGUGGAGCAGCUGCAGCCGCAGGCAGGAAACACUGAAGUGUCAGGGGUCGUCAUGGGACUGUUGCGGCUCCAGAACAGACUGCUUCAGCUGGGAGAAGAUAGACUGAACUCUGGGCUGCUUGGAGCCAUAGGCCUUGGGAAGAGAUCCCCUGUUUCUAAUAAAUUCAGGGUGGUGGUCCGCUGCCUGGCAGCAUUCCUGUCCAUCCAGGUGCCAUCAGAGAGCGAGCUUCGACUCCAACCCACCACAGACUUACAGCUUUCUGUAAAAGCACAACAGAUGUUGGGGAUGCUGGAGACCAUGUCUGGCAAUAAGCAGUACGCUGAGGUACAGGAGGCUUUAAAUAAAGCAAUCCAGUUCAUCCGUUACCCAGGGCACUGUUUCAAAGAUGGACCCCGCCUCCUGGCCCUGGUGGUCAACCUUCUGUACUGGGACCUCAGAUAUCUGCACGUCAUCCGUUUACCUUGACUUUUCACUCUGGCAAGCAGGCAAAAUGUAAAGGACUUUAGGCUCCUGCUGCUAAAACAGCGAGAGUAAACAUCUGGGGAGACAAAAAGAACAUGGAGCAAGUUUUCAAGUAGUGGCACUGAUCUUGAGGAUCUCUGUUAUUCUGUCAAUGAGGGCUGUGCAGGACGAAUUAUAAAGCUAGACAGAAAUCCAAACAUUUUCAUUCGUCCCAAUCUCUAACAUUUUAGCACUUUACUUUUUUGUCCCCUAUGUUCAUGCCUCAUCAGUUUGCUUUCAGCAGCAUGUAUCCUUCAUGAGUUAGAGAGGAUAUGGCGUAUAUUUAUUGAAGCAGCAUUCAGCGCCUGGCUGCAGGUGUGAGUUUAACACCAACAUGUGGAAUCUCAGCAGAGAAAAAGAUGAAGGCCCCAGAGAUUACUGGAAGGAUAGAUCUAACAGUUCUUAAAAUGGACUUGGUAACCUGCAGGGAAAGCUUCACAGUUUUUAUUUCCUGAUGGAUGUAUUUUACUGUUGAUCAGUCUCAAAUCUCUCAGCUCUUGGGAAUGAACGCAUCCUGAAGCAUCAGUUUUGUUCAUCCUUAGCCAAAAGUGCUCUACCUGCAUUUGCCAAAGAGAAGUUUUUGUUUUUUCUUUGCUCAUUACUCCAAGCCCUGGUUUCAUCCAUCAUCCCCCCCAAGUACCACGAUGUACCCAACCCCUUGGCUUCCUUAUAAAGUAGUGUGUGCACAAUGUUAUUCAGAUAACUCAUGCUCCAGGUAUUUCUCAGAGAGAGAGAGAGUGAGAGGGAUGUGAAGACGUCUGUGUUUUCAUGUAAUUUGACGUUCACAAACCUGCCGUUUUUAAAUCUUAGCAACUGUUUUAAUGUUUUAUUACUCUCCUUCCUGUUGCUCUGUGCCAUCUCAAGAACAAUCAAGCUGCACUUUAGCAGUCUGGAGCUUGCUCUGUCACCCAUGUCGGUGUUAUAUGGGGACUGUUAAUGUUGAAAGCUUUUCUUUUUUUUUCUUUUAAUGAGUCACUGAUCGAGAAAUGUUCUGCUGAAAGGUUGCACAGAAUGGAUGGAGCUUCAGAGCCAAGCUGUACAAUGAACUAAAUAAAGUUGACUGCUGAAUUGAAUGUAUCACUGCUAUGUUUAGAUGUUUAACAUGCUGUUUUAACACAAUACCUGUAUUGUUAUGGUAUGAAACUUCUGUGACUGAUGGAAAAAAACAUCUAAGGGAGUAAAUGAGCUUACAACCUAUAAAAUAAAGAUUAUUUGCUACUUUA
Molecule: messenger RNA, 9502 nt
Organism: Girardinichthys multiradiatus
Lineage: Eukaryota; Metazoa; Chordata; Actinopteri; Cyprinodontiformes; Goodeidae
Gene: epg5
Product: ectopic P-granules autophagy protein 5 homolog (C. elegans)
Exons: 45
Coding region: 510-8243 (2577 amino acids)
Biological process (GO): autophagosome maturation
Cellular component (GO): cytoplasm
Source: RefSeq, a predicted model, not a curated record